Molecule: messenger RNA, 4150 nt
Organism: Arvicola amphibius (Eurasian water vole)
Lineage: Eukaryota; Metazoa; Chordata; Mammalia; Rodentia; Cricetidae
Gene: Smc4
Product: structural maintenance of chromosomes 4
Exons: 24
Coding region: 109-3966 (1285 amino acids)
Biological process (GO): mitotic chromosome condensation
Cellular component (GO): chromosome
Molecular function (GO): ATP hydrolysis activity; ATP binding; protein binding
Source: RefSeq, a predicted model, not a curated record
GAAGGACCCGGAGCCGAGACACCGGUAGGAGCGAGGCGGGGGGCGGGCGGGGGCGGCCGUCGCACGGUUUGCAGCCCUCUGCUCGGAGCACAGUCCCCGACAGCCACGAUGCGGCGGAAGGGUACCAAACCCUCCGUCUGCCGCCAGGAGGGAGAGCCUCCGCCCUCCCCGGACGGCGACCACCGGGAUGAGGACCCAGAGCAACCGGGCGGCGGAGCGGACGGCGCUGCAGCUGCAGAGACUCCAGGUGAGGAACUUGAUAACAGAAGUUUAGAAGAGAUUUUGAAUAGUAUUCCUCCACCCCCACCUCCAGCAAUGGCCAGUGAAGCUGGAGCUCCUCGUCUAAUGAUAACUCAUAUUGUAAACCAAAACUUCAAAUCUUAUGCUGGAGAGAAAAUUCUGGGACCUUUCCAUAAGCGCUUUUCCUGUAUUAUUGGGCCAAAUGGCAGUGGAAAAUCCAAUGUUAUUGAUUCCAUGCUUUUUGUCUUUGGCUAUCGAGCACAAAAAAUAAGGUCUAAAAAGCUGUCAGUAUUGAUACAUAAUUCUGAUGAACAUAAGGAUAUUCAGAGUUGUACUGUAGAAGUUCAUUUUCAAAAGAUAAUUGAUAAGGAAGGGGAUGAUUAUGAAGUCAUCCCUAACAGUAACUUCUGUGUAUCUAGAACAGCCUACAGAGAUAACACUUCUGUCUAUCAUAUCAGUGGGAAGAAGAGGACAUUUAAGGAUGUUGGAAAUCUUCUGAGAAGCCAUGGAAUUGACUUGGACCAUAAUCGAUUUUUAAUCUUGCAGGGUGAAGUCGAACAGAUUGCUAUGAUGAAACCAAAAGGCCAGACUGAACAUGAUGAGGGGAUGCUUGAGUAUUUGGAAGAUAUAAUUGGCUGUGGACGGCUAAAUGAACCUAUUAAAGUCUUAUGUCGGAGAGUUGAAAUAUUAAAUGAAAACAGAGGAGAAAAGUUGAACAGAGUAAAAAUGGUGGAAAAGGAAAAGGAUGCCCUAGAAGGAGAGAAAAACAUAGCCAUUGAGUUCCUUACCCUAGAAAAUGAAAUGUUAAAAAAAAAGAAUCAUGUCUGUCAAUAUUACAUUUAUGAUCUGCAAAAAAGAAUUGCUGAAAUGAAAACCCAAAAGGAAAAAAUUCAUGAAGAUACUAAAGAAAUCACUGAGAAGAGCAAUAUGCUUUCAAAUGAAAUGAAAGCUAAGAAUUCAGCUGUAAAGGAUAUAGAAAAGAAACUCAAUAAAGCUACAAAAUUUAUUGAAGAGAAUAAAGAAAAAUUUACACAGCUAGAUUUAGAAGAUGUUCAAGUUAGGGAAAAACUAAAACAUGCUACAAGUAAAGCCAAAAAGCUGGAGAAACAGCUUCAAAAAGAUAAAGAAAAGGUUGAAGAACUGAAGAGUAUACCUGCCAAGAGUAAGAAUAUCAUAAAUGAAACAACAACUAAAAGUAGUUCUCUUGAGAAAGAAAAAGAGAAAGAAGAAAAGAAAUUAAAGGAGGUUAUGGAUAGCCUCAAACAGGAAACACAAGGGCUUCAGAAAGAAAAGGAGAAUCAAGAAAAGGAACUUAUGGGUUUUAACAAAUCAGUAAAUGAAGCACGUUCAAAGAUGGAAGUCGCUCAGUCAGAACUUGAUAUCUAUCUCAGUCGACAUAAUACGGCAGUGUCUCAACUAAGUAAAGCAAAGGAAACUUUAAUUACAGCUUCUGAGACUCUGAAAGAAAGGAAAGCUGCCAUUGGAGAAAUAAACACAAAACUCCCUCAGACUCAACAAGAAUUAAAGGAGAAAGAAAAAGAACUUCAGAAGCUAACACAAGAAGAAAUAAACUUGAAAAGUUUGGUUCAUGAUCUUUUCCAAAAAGUUGAAGAAGCAAAGAGUUCCUUAGCAAUGAAUCGAAGUCGAGGGAAAGUACUUGAUGCAAUAAUUCAAGAAAAAAAAUCUGGCAGGAUCCCAGGAAUAUAUGGAAGACUGGGAGACUUGGGAGCUAUUGAUGAAAAAUAUGACAUUGCUAUUUCAUCCUGUUGCCAUGCAUUAGACUACAUUGUUGUUGAUUCUAUUGAUACAGCCCAAGAAUGUGUGAACUUCCUUAAAAGACAUAAUAUUGGCGUUGCAACUUUUAUAGGUUUGGAUAAGAUGACAGUGUGGGCCAAAAAAAUGGCCAAAAUUCAAACUCCUGAAAAUACCCCUCGGUUGUUUGACUUAGUUAAAGUAAAAAAUGAGGAAAUUCGCCAGGCUUUUUACUUUGCUUUACGUGAUACCUUAGUGGCUGACAAUUUGGAUCAAGCUACAAGAGUAGCGUAUCAAAAAGAUAGACGAUGGAGAGUUGUAACUCUGCAGGGGCAAAUCAUAGAACAGUCAGGUACAAUGACUGGCGGUGGAAGCAAAGUAAUGAGAGGAAGAAUGGGUUCAUCAGUUAUCGUGGAAAUCUCUGAAGAAGAGGUAAAAAAGAUGGAAUCUCAGUUGGAAAGGCAUUCUAAACAAGCAAGGCAAAUCCAAGAACAGAAAGUACAACAUGAAGAAGCAGUCAUUAAGUUAAGGCAUAGUGAACGAGAAAUGAGAAAUACACUAGAAAAGUUUGCUGCAAGCAUCCAGGGUUUAUCAGAGCAAGAAGAGUAUUUGACUGUACAAAUUAAAGAACUGGAAGCUAAUGUGCUUACUACAGCCCCUGAUAAAAAGAAACAGAAAUUGCUAGAAGAAAAUGUCAGUGCUUUCAAAAAAGAAUAUGAUGCUGUGGCUGAGAAAGCUGGUAAAGUAGAAGCCGAGGUUAAACGACUACAUGAUACCAUCAUAGAAAUCAACAACCGAAAACUCAAGGCCCAACAAAACAAACUUGAUAUGAUAAAUAAACAGCUGGAUGAAUGUGCUUCUGCUAUUACUAAAGCCCAAGUGGCAAUCAAGACUGCUGACAGAAAUCUUAUAAAGGCACAAGAUUCUGUCGUCCGCACAGAGAAAGAAAUAAAAGACACCGAGAAAGAAACAAAUGACUUAAAAGCAGAACUAAAAGCUAUUGAAGACAAAGCAGAAGAAGUCAUAAGAAAAACAAAUGCUGCUGAGGAGUCAUUGCCAGAAAUCCAGAAAGAGCAUCGUAAUCUACUUCAGGAACUUAAAGUUAUUCAAGAAAAUGAACAUGCUCUUCAGAAAGACGCUCUUAGUAUUAAGUUGAAACUUGAGCAGAUAGAUGGCCACAUUGCUGAACAUAAUUCUAAAAUAAAAUACUGGCAAAAAGAGAUUUCAAAAAUAAAAUUGCAUCCUAUAGAAGAUAAUCCUGUCGAAACAGUACCAGUUCUAAGCCCAGAGGAUCUUGAAGCAAUCAAGAAUCCAGAUUCUAUAACAAAUCAAAUUGCAAUUUUGGAAGCUCAGUGUCAUGAAAUGAAACCAAAUCUUGGUGCCAUAGCAGAAUAUAAAAAAAAGGAAGAAUUGUAUUUGCAAAGAGUAGCAGAAUUGGACAAAAUUACUUCUGAAAGAGAUAAUUUUAGACAGGCAUAUGAAGAUCUUCGGAAACAAAGACUCAAUGAAUUUAUGGCAGGUUUUUAUGUAAUAACAAAUAAGUUAAAGGAAAACUACCAGAUGCUUACUUUGGGAGGGGACGCUGAACUCGAGCUUGUGGAUAGUUUGGAUCCUUUUUCUGAAGGAAUCAUGUUCAGUGUUCGACCACCUAAGAAAAGUUGGAAGAAGAUCUUUAACCUUUCAGGAGGAGAGAAAACCCUUAGUUCGUUGGCCUUAGUGUUUGCUCUUCACCACUACAAACCCACUCCCCUCUACUUCAUGGAUGAGAUUGAUGCAGCCCUGGAUUUUAAAAAUGUGUCUAUUGUUGCAUUUUACAUAUAUGAGCAAACCAAAAAUGCCCAGUUCAUAAUAAUUUCUCUCCGGAAUAAUAUGUUUGAGAUUUCGGAUAGACUUAUUGGAAUUUACAAAACAUACAAUAUUACAAAAAGUGUUGCAGUGAACCCAAAAGAAAUUGCAUCUAAAGGACUUUGUUGAACUUGUUUAUAUUGAAGAUUCUUCAGUUAAAUUGCCUAGAUUUAUUAUUUCUAGGUUUCUGUCUGUAACGAAUUUUAAAUUGUACAUUUUUCUAAGUUGUGUGACAAGUGGUUUCUUUUUUACUGCUGAUAAUGUCUAAAACAAAUUGUAUCCAUUUCUAUAUUAUAAAAAUGAGUCUGGCUGA